Messenger RNA from Silurus meridionalis, 873 nucleotides. RefSeq names its product chemokine (C-C motif) ligand 27b (gene ccl27b). Gene Ontology annotation, biological process: immune response. Gene Ontology annotation, cellular component: extracellular region. The transcript is spliced from 3 exons. The record is from RefSeq and is a predicted model, not a curated record. Gene Ontology annotation, molecular function: chemokine activity. Lineage: Eukaryota; Metazoa; Chordata; Actinopteri; Siluriformes; Siluridae. Bases 89 to 349 code for a protein of 86 amino acids.
GUCUGGCAUAUAACAGCAGGGGAAACAUGACAGGAUCACAGAGCUAUACCCAUAGUAAAGCGUGAAGAUCGCGUCAGAGUUUAUACCUAUGGAAAUGGAUUUCAAAAUUCUUCUGCUCUUUCUGUGCAUCACCUUUGUUUCUGUCCAAGGUUUCAUUCCACGAUGCUGUGUUAAAACAGCUCCAGUGAAUCCACGGCUGCUGAAGCGAGUGGAGAAAUUCUCAGUACAAAAUCGCAGUCUCUGUGAUAUUGAAGCCCUUGUACUGCAUGUCAAUGGGAAGACUUUGUGCGCACCAUUACGGCAAAAGAAACAUCUGCAAAAGAUCAACCCCAAACAGUCAAUUGUCUGAGAUGUAACUGAGCUCCUGUGUUUUUACUGCCGAUGACUCAGUAAGCCAUAAAAAUUCAUUCUGAUUUGCUAUUGUCAAGGAAAAUGGUUUAAAAAUUCAUUCAUUUCAAUUAUUAAAAAAUAUAUAUAUAAGAUUUUAUUAUCAGUAAAAUUAUUCAAGUGAAAGACCACUGGUGUUUUUAGAAAGUUUAUCAUAAAUGUGUUUUAAAUAUGUUUAUAAUUACAAUAAAAUUCAAAAGUCUUUGUGAAAAGGAAGAAAAUGACUCAGGGUAAUGUAUGAUUGUAACCUGUUAGGCUAAACACCUGCAAGUGAACAGUAAUUAUUGAGAGUUUGCCACAAAGCCUUUAUUUCAUUUUAUGAAAAAUGUUUUAAGGACAAGUUUGUGAAAUAAAGCACUAAAAAAUGUUGUCUUCUUAAGCAGCUAAACAGUGAAAUACGCAGGGCAUUUUUACAUAUUUUUCAAAAAAAAGUAAAGUGAACUAUGAUUCACUAAUCAUGUUCAAUAAACACACUUUUGUCUUAAA